This is a messenger RNA of Spizellomyces punctatus DAOM BR117, 1397 nucleotides long. RefSeq lists its product as uncharacterized. The coding region runs from base 68 to 1249 and encodes 393 amino acids. NCBI's taxonomy places the organism in Eukaryota, Fungi, Chytridiomycota, Chytridiomycetes, Spizellomycetales, Spizellomycetaceae. The record is from RefSeq and is a predicted model, not a curated record. The transcript has 7 exons.
UGCAUACGUGUAGAUCUUGGAUCGACUACGACCAGACUUUGUAGCAUAUAUCGUAUCAAGCAGCGUCAUGGCGGUUGCUACAGCAGCGCCGACUGCGGUCGACACAUUGCGGACUACCAUCAGUCAUGAUGUGGGGAAAGGGCAACGCAGAGGCAAAAAAAGGCACCUCAAGCUUUUCAUACAUCCCCCAAGCAUUCCUACCAAGUUUCAAACUUUCCAUUUUGAUGAUCGUGAAGAAAAAGGCUUCAAUUCAACCGCACCAAGAUUCAAUAAGAGAUUGGAUGAAUUACCGGGACCGGGUUACUACCGAUCCAAACCGAAUGAGGAACUUGGAGAUGGGGGAUCCUUUUCGCAAAAGGGUUAUGGGGUCGGAUUUGUAUCAAAGUCGAAACGAUUCCACAAACCACCAACCGAUCUCGAAACCAAUCUACCUAUCCACGGCAACCCAACCAAAUACAAUCCGCGUGAACCCACCUACAGUCACUCCAUAACCCACAAUCCGUCCCCAGCCUUCCGCGCACCCCUCGUUCCCCCACCACCGUCAUCAGCAAUUAUACCGUCUUGGGGUGCACGGUUCGAUCGACCAACCCCUGGGCCUGGAUAUUAUGCUCCCGAACGAACACCCAGACGAGCACAAGCAGGACCGGGAGCGGGAGAUGGUGGUGGUGCGGAAGAGGCGGGAGCAAGGAGCGCUUUCGUGAGUCGGAGUAAGAGGAGUGCGAUUAAUGAUGCUGCGUCAAUGCCUGGCAAGGAUGCGCCUCCACCUGGUGCCUACAUUGUCCAGGAGGAAACAAUUGCAAAGCAUGUACCUGCGGCUGUCGCGGCUUUUAAAGCAACUGCAAGGCCCAAUUUAACAUCAAAACAAACGGUGAAUAAUCCCGGUCCGGGAGCGUACAACCUCCAACCUUCACCAGAUCAAGGUUCACAUAUCCGCCGACGACCUGGACCACCCCUCUCUAUAGCCCCUCCACCACCACGGCCCGCAACACCCCUUUCAAACCACGUCUCCAUCCCAGGCUCCAACGUCCCACCAAUCGCCAAUCCAGGUCCCGGUCGCUACGACCUAGCUGCGGCAGCUGAUAUUAUCCUCCGCAAAGCACCGUCCUUAAAGGCUGCUUUUGUGAGUUCGUCACCGAGAUUUGGGACUGAUCCAGACGGACGGAGUAGGCCUGGUCCUGGGUUCUAUAAGCCUAUUGAUGCAGGACGGAUGAGGAGCUUUCAUUUGAAUUUGGAGAGCAGAUGGACUUGAAGAGAUUUGUUUUUAGAUACAUGUAUCCUCCAUUUCGGUAGACUUUUGAGCUCCAAAGCAGAAAGAAAAUCUCCUCUUAAGCAUCAGCGAUUCUGAAUAGGAACCCAACGUAUUUAUGAAUACAGUUUUCUGUCUACGAAACUUCCAU